This is a messenger RNA of Corticium candelabrum, 996 nucleotides long. RefSeq lists its product as uncharacterized. The transcript has a single exon. The record is from RefSeq and is a predicted model, not a curated record. NCBI's taxonomy places the organism in Eukaryota, Metazoa, Porifera, Homoscleromorpha, Homosclerophorida, Plakinidae. The coding region runs from base 60 to 497 and encodes 145 amino acids.
UCCAAUGCCUUCAGUUGCAUAAAAUCAGUGCAGUCCUGUGCAGGUUCCUGUCACAUGAUAUGAAGAGUUGGAGGACAUCGAUGGUGCUUUGUUGCGGGAACAGUACGAUCAAGACAAGGCUUAUGCAGAUCAGGAGGGGUAUUUUCCAAGGUGACUCACUUUCUCCACUUCUCUUCUGUAUGGCUCCCAAUCCUCAGAGCAAGGAGCUGAACAAAACCGGUUAUGGCUACCGGAUGACUACUGGGCAUGGUGAGACUUUCAAACGUCUGCUCAUCAAUCAUCUACUUUACAUGGAUGAUCUGAAGCUGUAUGGCAGAAACUCUGAUCAGUUGGAUGGGUUGUUUCACGUGGUUCGUACCUUCUCUGAUGACAUGCAGAUGAAGUUUGGUUUGGACAAAUGUGCUGUUGCACACUUUGUCAACGGCAGGCUAUCUGGACACAACUUUGGAGUGACGGUAGGAAAAACGGACACCAUCAACUGUCUGGAGCCGAGUUAAGUCUACAAGCACUUGGGUGUGGAUGAGAGUAAAGGUAUUCAGCACAGCAUGAUGCGGGAGACACUCCGUCGUGAGUACUUCCGCAGAGUGAAGGUGGUUCUCCGGACUGAUUUGUAUGGUGGAACAAGAUUCUAGCCAUCAAUGGGUUUGCACUACCGUUUCUCACCUAUGGUUUUGGAGUCAUUCAUUGGGGGUGCAUGGACCUGCAGCAGCUCGAUCGACGGACCAGAAAGCUCCUCUCUAUGCACGGUGUCCUCCAUCCUGCUGCAGACGUUGACCGAUUGUACGCUCCUUGCAGUAAUGGGGGUAGGGGGUUACAACAGAUUGAGUCGACAUAUCAAUCUUGUAUUGUGAGGCUGAACGGUUCCUUGCUGACAGUUCUGAUUCUUUCAUGCAGAUGAUACGAGAGUGUGACUCCGGAAAAUCUUCACACUAGAUCAAGCGCAUUAUUUUUCGCUUUACUGCACAGCUACAGAUGAGUCUUACUUCGGACGACCAG